UGCAAUAAUGAUUCGUUUGAACACUGGUAGACUGGUAGUCCAUGAGUCGUAGUAGGCUAGUAGCCUGUUAAUGCGUCGAUUUCUGUGAAAACCGCCGGUUUCCGCCCAAUUAUUGCGCAUCAUUUGAAAGGUAGAAAAAUGUGAAGCCCCCAAUCAUAAUUACAUCCUCAAACGUGAAGCCAUGAUGAAUGAUCGGAGGUGGAUAAAGUAUUACUCGUCGGCCGACGAUAUUCUCUUGGUCGGCGAAGGCGACUUCUCCUUUUCUCUCUCUUUGGGGAUGGCUUUUUCCAAUUCUUCCAAAAUUGUCGCAACUUCACUCGACACUUACGAAGAAUUACUCCAGAAAUACAAGAAUGCAUUGAAGAAUGUGGUGCAUUUGGGAACCCUUGGGGCUUUUGUGUUACACGGAGUGGAUGCAACCCGAAUGCUGACUCAUCCUCACCUCCAAUUCAAAAAAUUUCAUUACAUUGUUUAUAACUUUCCACAUGCUGGUUUUUUCCUCAGGGAAGAUAAUCCAGGCAUGCUGAAGAUGCAUAGGGAGCUUGUCCGUGGAUUCUUACUGAACGCGAGCUGCAUGCUGCAUUUUGAUGGCGAAAUACAUAUCAGGCACAAGUCGAAUGCAAUCUUUGACAGCUGGAAAAUCGAGGAUCUUGGACUGGAGUGCUCGUUGGUUUGCAUUGCGCAAGAUGAGUUCAGAAUAGAAGAGUUUCCAGGCUACAACAACAAAAGGGGGUCCAGUUCUAGAGCUGAUGAGCCGUUUCCACUCGGCCCUUGCAAGACCUACAGAUUCAGGCUGAUAUCUUCUUGGAAGUUUCAUUUGAUGCGUCCGAUGCAUCCAGUGCCUUCUUCUUUUGCAGCUCAGAUGUUUCCAAAUCCUCCUCCUCGACCUCUCGUCCCGCAACACCAGCCUCCGAUCACAACAGUUGAUGAUCAUGGAUACUGCACAUGUCGGGAUUGCAGGACAAGAAGAGACUCUUCAACAAAACAGCAUCAGAUGCAUCCUUCCGCAUCUCGGAUGUUUCCAAAUCAUCCUCCGAUCACAACAGUAGGUGAUCAUGGAGCUGCACAGCGAUACUAUGCAAGUGAGUGCUGCUGUGGAAGUUGGGACUGCAGGACAAGUAGAGAUUCUUCAACAAAACAGCAUCAGAUGCAUCCAGUGCCUCCUUUUACAUCUCAGGUGUUUCCAAAUCCUCCUCCUGUCAUCCUGCAAUGCCAGCCGCGGAUCACAACAGUUGAUGAUCAUGGAGCUGCACUGCGAUACUAUGCAAGUGAGUGCCUAUGUUGGGAUUGCAGGACAACUAGUAAUACUUCAACAAAACGUCGGCGCGCUUCUCGGCUAACUUAAGUUCCAUAGUCGAGGUUUAUAGAAUCAUAUCUGAUUAAAGCCGUUCGUGUAGCCGUUGAGUUAAAUAUUAUCUUUAUCUGCUUGUUCCUCAUGACUCACUUCCUUUGCCAUUUUCUCAGCACUGUGGGCUGUCUCUAAAAUAUACUCCUAGUGUUUUGUGCAAGGGAACAUGGUUGGGCCUUGUUGUCUUAUAAUCCACAACCAGACCUGCAAAUUUGGGUACCUGUUAUUUAAAAAGUUUGGUUAUCCAAACUCGAAAUCUCUAAAAUAUUCUACCUGAUACUGGAUAUGCAUGUGAAUUCGAUGUGGCGUAAA
Molecule: messenger RNA, 1660 nt
Organism: Salvia splendens (bonfire salvia)
Lineage: Eukaryota; Viridiplantae; Streptophyta; Magnoliopsida; Lamiales; Lamiaceae
Product: heavy metal-associated isoprenylated plant protein 41
Exons: 3
Coding region: 182-1345 (387 amino acids)
Biological process (GO): rRNA base methylation
Cellular component (GO): cytoplasm
Molecular function (GO): rRNA (uridine-N3-)-methyltransferase activity
Source: RefSeq, a predicted model, not a curated record